CCUUUUUGACUAUUACUUAGAACGAGUGACUCAUAACCUUUUGGAAUGACCGAAGGAACAGAAAGGAGCACCGACAAUACAGGAAUCAGCGUGUGGCACUUAAUUAAUGCUCCUCAGGUCUUCGCCACUGGAAACAAAAGCCACGUUGCUGCUGGGCUCUCAGGCAGCAGGCAUCUCUGCGACAGAUAUCUGGAUAAGUAAAAGCCAAAAGCAUGUGCAUAUCUCCACGGGGGAGUAGCCUAAGGAGGAAAAUAUGUUUCUGUGUUUUUGCUGAACUGAUCCAAAGGCCAAAGUGCUAAUUCAUUUCAACUCCAUUCAAGUGAAUGUGAAGAGGAAGUUCAAGUCUGAGAAUAACCACGCUGCUGUCUGCAGACGUGACUGUAGCUCAUGGGGGUCUGCGAGUGGACAUGAGCCAGAGCUGCAGUGCCGGAGGAGGCAGAUUUGGUUUCACCCCUGGGUGUGCUUUGUGCAGGUCUGCUUCUCACACCAGGGCAAACAAUAUUUCACCAUGUGGUAUGGAACCUGCAGACCUGCCCGGAGGAUUUCACCACUCCUAAUGAUGGAAAAUUAACGCUCCAGUGAACUGAGCUAAAUGCCCCUACUGACAUUUCUAAACUAUUUGCAAAAAAAGGAAAAAGAAAAGAAAACGGGGGAUCACUCAGGAUAUAUGUCUGUUGAUUUGGGCGUAAUGAGGGGAACCUGUCAGACACAUUUGUUUUAAUUUCCAUGGAGAGCCAGAGAUUAACUCAGGGGAGGGAAGCUGUCAAGAAAGCGACUGGUGAUAAAAUACUACGAGCCAUAAUUAGAAAUCAAAAAUGCCUCUAAGCCCCAAAGGAGUAAGAAUUUCGGUGGGGGGGGGUCUUUGACUGAGAAGACAAAUUUGUCCACAUGGUUCACCUGAUAGGAGGAAACCAAAUCUGCUGAAUGAAGAAGAGGUCUUUGCGCAUAUUAUACAGACUCCUCCCAGACAUGCCGGGAAGAAAACCUCCUGUCACAGUAGAAGCCUGCCACUGACAGAAGCUCCAUCCACUGAUGCUCAACAAAGCCUGAAACUUUCACAUACACCAGACAGCAUGAGAGCUUUGACUCCGACCGUGGCGGUGCUGUGGGUGAUAACAAUGCCCUGCCUGCAAGCAAUCCACGGACUGUAUAACUUCGGCCAGCAUGAACUAUUCUACAAGAAGAACAACUGCAAGGCAAUCCCUGCGAAUCUCCUGCUUUGCCACGAUAUAGAGUACACGGAGAUGCGCCUCCCGAACCUGCUCGGACACGAAACCAUGAACGAAGUACUGCAGCAAGCGUCGUCUUGGAUCCCGCUGGUCCAGAAACAGUGUCACCCGGACACGAGAAAGUUCCUCUGCUCUCUUUUCGCUCCGGUCUGUCUGGACGAUUUGGACGAGCCCAUACAGCCGUGCAGGUCUCUCUGUGAAAACGUCAAGCGCGGCUGCGCGCCCGUGAUGUCCGCCUUUGGCUUUCCGUGGCCAAAGAUGCUGGACUGUGAGCGCUUCCCACUCGACAAUGACCUGUGCAUACCGCCUGCAAGCAUCGACAGCACUGCGCCAGCCACCAAAGAGGCGCCCAGGGUGUGCGAUGCUUGCAAGGAAACCGAUGAAAAUGACAACGAAAUUGUUGAGAACCUCUGCAAAAAUGACUUUGCUCUGAAAAUCAAAGUGAAGGAGAUCGCCUACAUCAACGGCGACACCAAAAUAGUGCCGGACACGAAGAGCAAGGCAAUCUACAUGGUGAACGGCGUGACGGAGCGAGACCUCAGGAAGACUGCGCUGUGGCUGAAGGACGGGCUGCAGUGUAUCUGCGAGGAGAUGGACGACAUCAACGCCGCAUACCUGGUCAUGGGCCAGAAGAUGGACGGCCAUCUGGUCAUCACCUCGCUGAAGCGCUGGCAGAAGGGACAGCGCGAGUUUAAAAGGAUUUCACGCAGCGUCCGCAAGUUACAGUGCUAGGGAAGAGGGGGAGGAAGAGGUGGGGUGGGGUGGGUACCUGCAUGUUAAGGUCGAAGGUCAAGUUUUGUUGAGGGAGUCCUUCUUUUGUGGUCGCAGUUCUGGUUUUUCUGCUCUAGAGCGCAGCAAAGACAUUUGCUUGGCCUCAGAGGACGCACAGCUUCCUGUUUCUCUCAUCGGUUUAUCAUUGAAUACAGAUAAUGUUUAAAAAAGAAGAAGAAGUUGAAAUGGGGUAUAAAGUAAAGAUAAACCAAAUGAAUAAACCAAAAAUCUUUUAUUUGACUCUAAAAGUAUAACUGUGGUUUUUAUUGUGAAAAUCAGAUCCAGACAGACUUCCAUUGAGUUUGUACGCACCGGUAACAUUAGUGCCCCCUAGCGGCCAAUUUCAAACUGUGCGUCCUUCCCUAGCGAAUGGUCUUUGCUGCGGCCCCAUCAGUUGCAGUUAAUUGCGCUCAGCUGCUGUCCAAGGUCUAGAGGAAUCACAAAUUACACGGAGAGAGUGAAAACUAGCAAAGCUUUGAGUCCAGGAUUUAAAAAUGACUGACUCUACUAAUCACUGGCAGAUGUGGCAUCCUGGUAAAGCUCACAGAGUGAGUUCGUUCGUCAGACUUUUAAGACGUUUUUCUCAUCUCUUCCAGGAGGUCAAAUCAGGUGUUAAAUCUUUUAACAUUAUAGUUUUUUAGCCGUCAUUUCUAUAAAAGCCCCAUUUAAAAUCAACAACAACAUGCAGACCUGGACAGCUUUGAGAUCAGCAGUAACACAUCUGGUGUACUGCUUGGAUUAAGUUAACGAAGUAUUCUCAUUUUAUAGAAAGUCACUUCUGCCUCAGACGCUAAAGCGGAUUCAUUUUACACAGUGCCCAGCGAUUAAAGCUGUGAUCCAGGGGUGCUUAGCGCGACAUUCAAAUAUUUGUGGUUUUGUAUUCCUACCAUUUCCUCAAAUGAGAGAUAGCUGGCUAUAUUCUCUUCCCGUUCAGUAUUUUAAUAAUUCUUGGUAAACGUUUUGUACUUGAGCAACUGCAUAAUUUUCUACCACCAUAUGAUAAAAAUAUUUUUUUACUCCUAGACUUUCACGUGUCAUGUAAACGUUCAACUUUGCAUCUUCAUUCUGAGUGACGCAAACUGCUUCUUGGUAUUUUUGAUUGGACGGUGGCGGUUUUGUUGAGCAGGUAGCUUGGUAAAUACAAGUAACUGUGUGUUUGUGUGUGUGCUUGAAACAUAAGUCAUUUUGGAUGUAUUACAGUGUAAAUAUCAAAUACUGUCAUUUAUUCUUGUGUAAAGUUUGCAGCAAUUAAAAGAUACAAAGUUAA
This is a messenger RNA of Oreochromis niloticus (Nile tilapia), 3267 nucleotides long. RefSeq names its product secreted frizzled-related protein 2 (gene sfrp2). Gene Ontology annotation, biological process: non-canonical Wnt signaling pathway; canonical Wnt signaling pathway. The record is from RefSeq and is a predicted model, not a curated record. NCBI's taxonomy places the organism in Eukaryota, Metazoa, Chordata, Actinopteri, Cichliformes, Cichlidae. Gene Ontology annotation, molecular function: Wnt-protein binding. Bases 1074 to 1961 code for a protein of 295 amino acids. The transcript is spliced from 3 exons.